UCAAGGAAAAGGAGAGGCCUUGUUUCACCCUCUCCCUCAUAUCUUCUCUCUCCCACUCCCUCAAAUUCCAAAUUCCUCCCCUCUUCACCCACACAUCUGCAAACUCACGCAACUCUCAGUAAAAAUAAAAUACAACUUUACAAACCCCACCCCACCAUGGCUCUUUGCAACCAAGAAAGCAAAAAUGGGAGAGGCAAAAUUGAGAUCAAGAGAAUUGAGAGCACCACCAAUCGCCAAGUCACCUUCUGCAAACGCAGGAAUGGCCUCCUCAAGAAGGCCUACGAGCUCUCCGUGCUCUGCGAUGCCGAGGUCGCCCUCGUCGUCUUCUCCAGCCGCGGAAGGCUCUAUGAGUACUCCAACAACAGUGUUAGGGCAACUAUUGAUAGGUACAAGAAAGCAACUGCUGAUUCUACAAGUGCUGUGUCUACAUCCGAGGCUAACACCCAGUUUUACCAGCAAGAAGCCAACAAACUGCGCAGACAAAUAAGAGAUAUGCAGGCUUCAAACAGACAAAUGAUGGGAGAGGGAGUGACCAGUUUGCCACUGAAGGAUCUCAAGAGCAUGGAAGGCAAAGUGGAGAGAGCCAUAAGCCGAAUUCGCGCCAAGAAAAAUGAGUUGCUGUUUGCUGAGAUAGAGCUCAUGCAGAGGAGGGAGAUAGAGCUGCACAACGCUAACAUGUUUCUUCGAUCGAAGAUAGCUGAGAGUGAGAGAGCACAGCAGCAGAUGAGUCUGAUGCCGGCCGAAGCUGAAUACAAUGAGCCCAUGACUUCUCAACCUUACGAUCUCCGAAGCUUCCUUCCCAUGAAUCUCAUGGAACCACCCUCCUACACCCGAUCUGACCAAACCCCGCUCCAACUCGUCUAAAAAUCUCGGAGAUGGAUGACGCUGUAAUUUCCUAUAUAUAUCUAUAGUUUUGUGGAAGUGAUGAUGAUCUUAAGUUAGGGGCUGACCAGCAGAUUUCUAUGUAAAACACUCACUACAUUUGAACUUA
Molecule: messenger RNA, 991 nt
Organism: Salvia hispanica
Lineage: Eukaryota; Viridiplantae; Streptophyta; Magnoliopsida; Lamiales; Lamiaceae
Product: agamous-like MADS-box protein MADS1
Biological process (GO): positive regulation of transcription by RNA polymerase II
Cellular component (GO): nucleus
Molecular function (GO): protein dimerization activity; RNA polymerase II transcription regulatory region sequence-specific DNA binding; DNA-binding transcription factor activity
Source: RefSeq, a predicted model, not a curated record